UUGAAUAGGCCAAAAAGACACGAAAAUGACGCGCCGUAAGGAAAUGUGGAAGAUCCUAUAUAACGUGGUCAAUAGAAGUGAAAUUGGUGGCAAUUUGGAGGAAGUUUUCAAUGUAAUAGAUGAAAUAUUAUGCCAAGAGGCCAGUCUAAUCAGUGGCUCUGAGUUUAACUGCAAAUUCCAAGACACAUUUCUGCUGUGGCUGCUCAAUAAAUUGGCCCAGUGCAUCCUCAAUAAUAAUGCCGGUUCAGAUGUCAGUCAGUGCAUCGAGCUGCAAAAGAAACUUAUCAGCUCAUGCUGGUCAAAUCAUUCAAAACUUUUCGAGCGUAUAGUGCUGGCUUAUAUAGAUGUUCUACAGGUGAUUUACGAGCAAUUGACUGAAUUACAAUUCUCGAAGGAUGCCCCGGAACAGAGCAAUGAGCAGACGCUGAUCUUGCGGAUCUUUGCCUGCGAAGUAAGCCUUUUGCAAGAGUUUGACUCGCAGUGUAGUCAUAAGGAAAUCCAUGUAAGAUUAGAUCAAAUUGAUGGAUACGCCAGAAAUAUGUUGACCAUUCUGCAGCAUGCCCAUGGCAUUGGGCAUGCCACUCAUGCUGGUAUUUUUGCCGGCAGUCUGCAACAGGCUUUGCUCAUCCUUAAAGAGUGCGAUGUGGAGACCAAGUUGAGUAGCAUGAAUUAUUGCCACGAAGUCCUCAGAAUGCAAUCCGUCUCCAGCUGGCAUUUAAAUGCAGAUGUUUCUCACUACGCCCAGUUAUCUUUAAAGGCGGUAACUAUGAUGUGGUCAAUGGUGCCCAAAUGGCUAGAAGUCCGUUUAAUAAACCAAUUGGAGAUACAAAAUUUGGUGGUCUUAACCAAGAAUCUUCUCUUGGUUAUGCGAUUACCUGGUAAACAGACUUUGGAUUUGGGCCACGAUUUGCUAAAUGAGAUUCUGUCAUUACCUUUGAGUAUGGACAAAUCCGAGUUGGUUGAAAACUUGGCCAACUAUUUGCAAAAACCAACGGAUGAUGAACUCGUAGGCUCUCUGGAUGCAUUGCAGCAUCUGGUGAUGAGCAAAUGGCGAAUCUUUCCCGUUCAAUUGAUGCCUGUACUGUCCUGCGUGGCAGCCAAACAAACUGAAAUGAGAUCCAACAUUCUUUGCACUCUCACAAAAUCUCUGAAUACCCUUUUUCAGAAAAUAGAUAGCUUAUCUCCUGUGGAGCUUGAUCAAAUGCUAUCCAUACUUAGAGCCCUGAAGCAAUUGGAAAUGCUACUAUUGCAACAACGUCAGCAACAGGUUUUUGCCGAUGAACAAACAAAUCAUAUGGAUUGUGACUUGCUGAUAAAACUUCCCUUGCAAUUUGAUCUUGUGCUAACACCGGAAAUCAAUUGGAAUCUUCAUGCCCUAAAUAUUAUCGAGCAGGAUCAGAAGAGUCGACUGAACUUUACCGAGAAAUAUUUUGAAAUUUGCUCACUCUUAAUGAAAAUUUCUUGUGUACGCCCGAAUCUAAAGUCCCAGACCCAACAGCAAUUACUUUCAAUACUCCAGCGUAAUAAGCAGCUGGAUCACUUAUGUUCCAUAAAACUGGAGACGCCGUCCAGCGCCCACACCCAAUUACAAUUGUUUUUUGCCCAAGAGAAUAUCAAUUUUUUUACAUCACAAGAUGAGGAAACAGUAAAAACCUUUUUCGAUAGUCUCCCCCAGCUGUAUAUGUCUGGCUACAUAAAGACUGCUCAUCUCUUAAAGGCCUUACCAACCUUGAGUAAUCCAAAAAAUCGCUGCCUAGUGCUACGUUUACUUCUCUGCUCACAGUCCGAGACGAUUCAUGUGUUUAGAGUCGAGGAUCAGUUACUUUGGUACUGCUCCAAGUGUCGUCCAAUGCCAGAGGCAUUGCCUGGCUGUUAUCUGGGAAAAUACAAGUCGAGUUUACAUAAUUUUAAUUUUACCAAUGCCACACUUCAAUCGAUAGCCGAGGAUAUGCUGUUUCAACCCGACUUCUUGUACAUUGUCCACCAUCUGAACUCUUUAAAAUCCAUAGAUCCACAGAUUUGUCUGCGCCUGUUGACCGAGAAAGGUUGCGGAAAUCUCUCGGAACAGACAAUGUCGCAUCUGGUUCCAGUGAUGUCGUCGCGGGAACCCCGAUUCAUGAAGGAAUUGGCUGUUCUAGUACUCACUAGCAUUCAACAAGUGUUGGCUAAGCCAGUGCAAGCGCAAAGCGUUAACGAGCAACGUAAAUUACUCCGACUACUUGUGGGCUGUGCUUAUCCGGGCAUCAAUGAAAUCUGGCUAUUCCACUGGUUCAAAAUGACAUUCUUCUUCCUGGUUCACAUUCGUUCGCUGGUGGUGCAAGAAGCUGUGCUAGCUGCCAGCGAAAUGUGUGCACGUCAUAAUCUGCAGACGGUUACAUUGUGGAACUGGUAUAAACGAGAUGCACUUGCCCUUGCCGUUCGUUUGGCACUGAAUGUAUACCUAUCAGAUGGCGUGAGAUUCACAAGAUCCUUGAAGGCGCUGUCGAAAAUGUUGGGAUUUUCAUGUGUUCAGGAAUUCACGUGCAAGUAUCAUCGCCUGCUGACCACUAUGGUGUUGCCCUAUUGCAUGAAGGAACCACGCUGCAAGGGUGUUCUGUUGCUAAUAUCAAAACAAUUGAGAAAACCAAUUUCCACUCUAUUUGCCACUUCAUUUUUACGCAUUUAUACACAUGUCCAUCUCACAGAGACUCCAGAAUUGGCCAAUAGCUGCAUUGAUUUUGUGGUCAACUGCACCAAAAGCAGUCUCCAGCAGCUGAUGAAUGCCGAUGUCAAGCAAACUGUUGCUGAACUCCUGAUCUACUUUAAUCGGGAUCCAACAUUUAUAAUGCGUUCUUUUCAAAGUCUCCUGCAUUCAUCAGAGGAUAAUUGCGAACAGUAUCCAACGUCUAGUCAGUCAGCCAAUGCCGAGUUUGCUGCUUUUAUAGCCGAACGUUUUUUAGGCGUAAUAACCCAUUUUGAGAGCUGUCUGGGUGAACCCUCGUUUGAGAAACCCCUUAAAGAGGAGACCCUCUAUAGCUUGGGCCAGAUUAUGCGUUUGGUUGGCUCGCAGCAUGUUACCCAGUUUCGUUUCAAGAUUAUAGCCAUGCUAACGUUUGUCCACACAUUGAACGAGACACGUCUGCAGAGGAUUUGUCUAAAGAUUUGGCAUAUUUUUCUGCAUGUGGUUAAUGUGCAGGAAUUGGGUCCAUCUCUGGGUCGGAUAGUGGCCACUUUACAACCUCUGCUAAAUGAUAAAGAGACUGUUGAUCAAGUAAAUGAUCUAUAUGAAUUUGUUAUACUUAAAAAUGCCUCAAUGUUGGGUAACUUCAUCACGGAUUUGUAUUUUCUGGAACGCAUGGAGAAUGUGUCACCAGCCAUAAGACAGUGCAUCAAACGGCAUACAUCCCACCUGCAUUUUGUCGUCGAAGAAGAGGAGGAGGACGAGUCAAGUUCACCCCAAUUGCUAGUUCAAUUGCAAUUCCUUUACAAACACAUCACCGACGAGUGCCUUCAAGUUCGUAUCUAUGGCCUACAACAUCUGGGUGCUCUCUUUGGUCGACGACGUGGCCAGCUGAAUCGUAUGAUUCUGAAUGAAUUGCCAAUGGAGCCACUUAUUGAACAGAUUGUUAAUGUGUUGGUUGCAGGCUGUCAACACGAUGAUCGUCAACUUCAAAUGGCAUCUGCCAAAUGCCUCGGCGAACUUGGUGCCAUUGAUGCUAGCUAUUUGCCCUCCAAUUAUAAUUUCUCCAAGCCGCAGCAAUUGCCCUUGAGUGUGCUAUCCGAGGAGUUUACCAUUCUCGCCCUAACUGCCUUGUGUCGGGGCUAUCAAUUUCAACAGAAGACGAAGCAUGUGGAUAGCUUCUCGCUGGCUAUACAGGAAACUCUGGCCGUGUGUGGCAUAUCGCCCAAGGAGAAGAAGAAAGUUCAAUUGUGGCAGUCGCUGCCCUCGCGUAUGCGCCAGGUAAUGGAACCAUUGCUUUAUUCCUGCUAUACCAGUUCCCAGCGGCCGAGCAGCUGCAAUGAACAACCCAUAUUUGGGAGUCACUAUACAAAGAACUCUUACGAAGAGUGGGCAUUUCUUUGGGCUAGCCGUCUCAUUGACUAUAUCCAAUCCACCGAAACGCGGCACUUACUUAGUUCGUACAAGCCUUGCAUUAAACGAGAUGCUAACAUGUUGAGCACCUUUUAUCCUUACAUAGUUCUUCAUGCCCUGUUGGAAUGCAAGCCAGAGCAGCGGAAGCACGUUCAGGAAGAGUUUGUUGCCGUUUUGCAGGCCAAUGAAGAGUAUUCCGUAUCGACAAAAAGCCAGCAGGAUCUGGGCUCUCAUAAUAACGCAUUUAAACUGUUCGAGUCGAAGAAAUAUGCAGCUGGCAUUAAGCCAGUGUCGGACCAACAACAAGAAAGGGAGGAAGACUCCAGUCACGUUCCGCGUUUGGCGGGUAAAUUGUGUGCCGAACUUUUAGAUUUCUUGCAGCGGUGGCUCCGGGAAUGGCAACGUCUUCAUGGACGGAGUACAGGUGGUAAACCGCCACAAAUUGUUGAUGCAAACUAUAGGAAAAUUUACGAGUUUCUUAAAACAAUUCCAAAAUUGUUGGUCUCCCAGGCAAGCUAUAAUUGUGGCGAGUAUCCGAGGGCAUUGAGCUACCUGGAAAGUUACCUUGAGGAGGGGGACAAAGCGAAGCGUAUUUUGGAACAGUUUACCUUUCUCAUUGAGAUUUACGGAAAACUAAUGGAUGCCGACUCCGUGGAAGGAGCUGUACAAGUUCGUAGCUACGACAUGAGUGUUACCCAGGAGAUAUUGGUGAAUCGUUUGGUCGAACGACAACAGGAUAUGAUCACAUGCUAUGAGCAGCUUUUGUCCAGUACGGAGGAAUUGCAACCGGAUCAUAUAAGGGCCAUUAUUGAUGCCUAUUUACGUAUGGACACGCCGAAGACAGCCCUGCUAAUAGCCGACGGUCUGUGGCAGCGUUUGUCAGAUCAGUUUACAGAGCAAUAUUUCAGUGAAUGCAAAUCCGAAUUACUCUGGCGUCUGGGUAGCUAUGAAGAUCUGGAGGAACAGGCCAAGCCCAAUUGGCCCGCACUUUGUGCCCAGGGUUGUCUGGCCCUAAGGCAACCUUUAACUAGUCGUUCGCAAUUUAACUCCCUUCUCGAUGGCAUGAGGCACUCUGUGCUGGAACAACUUCGGAGCUGUUCGGCCAAUCAGCAGCAUUCCUAUGCCCAUGCAUACGAUGAAAUAGUGAAACUACAUUUAGUUUAUGAACUUCAGUGUAGUCAGCGAUUGUUAGAUCAACUGCAAUUGGAGGAGCAGAGCAAUGAACAGCGUCAAGAAUGCCUAAUGAAGGCCUAUUUCGAGGAUUGGCAGCUUCGGUUGCAAGUUCUUCAGCCGCAGGUUCGUGUUCUGGAGCCGAUUUAUAGUUUCCGGAGGAACCUGUUGACAGAAUUGCAGCGUCGCCUAUCAUCCAGACCACAAUUGCAUACCGCCAUCCAAACGGAGCUAGGUCAGCUGUGGUUAAAUAGUGCCCAAAUCAAUCGGAACGCUGGACAACUUCAAAGGGCCCAAUUGUAUAUACUUAAAGCGGCGGAAUACCAACCCACAGGACUGUUUCUAGAACGGGCCAAGCUGCUCUGGCAGAAGGGUGACCAAGUGAUGGCUAUAAACUAUCUGGAGGAGCAAUUGUCCACAAUGCGUCAGGAUCAGAAUGCCACACAGUUGCCACCGGAGCAGCGUAAAUUGUACUUUGAGGGCAAGUACCUACUGGCCGUUUAUAAUGCCGAAUCCAUGCACUUGUGUGCAGAUUCUAUACUGAAAUAUUUCCGUGAUGCCAUUGCCGUGCAACGUCAGUCGGAGCGAUGUCAUGUGCAGUUUGCCCAGUUUCUGGAAAAGAUACGUGAGGCCAAACAGUCGGCAGCAGGCGGCAACAAGCCACACGCAUCGACCCACAGUCAUGCUGACGACGAUAUGUUGCUCCAGGUGAUGCUCUAUUAUGCCAAAUCCUUGCGUUAUGGCAAUGAACAUAUCUAUCAAUCGAUGCCGCGUUUAAUAAGCCUUUGGCUGGACACAGCCGAAACUACCACAAAUUCCGAACUCAUUAAGAAAAUGAAUGACUUGUUAACCAAUUGCAGUUCGGUUCUGCCCUCGGCCAUGUUUUAUACAGCCUACUCCCAGAUGCUAAGUCGUCUGUGUCAUCCACAGGGAGAAGUUUUCAGUGUGUUACGCAUUAUAAUAAUACGUCUGAUCGAGGAUUAUCCACAGCAAUCGCUUUGGAUGUUGUUGCCGCACUUCAAAUCGGCCACAGCCAAUAGAAUUAAGAGGGCCAAACUUAUUUUAACAGAGACGAGACUACAAACUAGCAGGUUCCAGAAGCUGUUGGCCGAUUUUAACACCCUAACUGAACGUCUAAUUGGUUUGACCAAUAAAGAAGUUACCCUUGAUCGCAACUAUCAGUUGAGUGAUUUGGAUAAGCGUCUCUCCAAGUUGUGUAAUCCGGAUUUCUCCGAAAUAUUACUACCGUUUGAGAAGUACAUGCGUCCCACAUUGCCCAUCAGUUCGACGGACGCAACUCCGACAACUAUCAACAACUCACAAAACUCCACGUUAGGCUCGAAUUGGUUUCCCUAUCAGCAAAUUUAUAUUUCUGGUUUUCAGGAGCAAGUUUUAGUUUUGCGAUCAGCCGCUAAACCCAAGAAACUAACCAUCCGUUGCAGUGAUGGUCUGAAUUAUGAUGUGCUGGUCAAGCCAAAGGAUGAUCUACGACGUGAUGCACGUCUAAUGGAAUUCGAUGGCCUGGUGAAAAGAUAUUUGCAUCAGGAUGCUCGGGCCAGACAAAGGCGACUACACAUACGCACCUAUGCCGUGUUGCCAUUCAAUGAGGAAUGCGGCCUAGUCGAAUGGCUGCCCAAUCUGAAUUCAUAUCGCGGAAUCUGUACUUCAUUACAUGCCCAGAUAGGUCAGGGAAUGGGGGCUCGUAUGCUUCAACAGAAUGCCGUCCCACUACACGAUCCGAUCGAACGAAAACGAGAAGUUUUCCUCAAGGUUCUAUUACCAGCGCAUCCACCGGUAUUUCAGGAGUGGCUACGUCAGCGCUUCACCACGCCCCACAGUUGGUAUGAGGCCAGGAAUUCUUACAUACGUACCACGGCCGUUAUGUCAAUGGUGGGCUAUAUAUUGGGUCUCGGCGAUCGGCAUGGCGAGAAUAUAUUGAUUGACGAGCAUAAUGCCGAUGUAGUCCAUGUCGAUUUCAAUUGCCUUUUUAAUCAGGGUGAAUCAUUGGCCUAUCCGGAGGUGGUUCCAUUCCGUUUAACCCACAACAUGACUGUGGCAAUGGGACCACUCGGAGUGGAAGGCAGCUUUCGGAAAUGCUGUGAGAUCACAUUACGUCUGCUUAAGCAGGAGGCCAAGACACUAAUGUCCAUGCUGAGACCCUUUGUCUAUGAUUUGGGUAAUCAGAGAUGUUUGGCCGCAGCCACGGCCAAGAUAACAAAUGAUGUGCAGCGGAUUGCAGAUCGUUUGCAGGGUCAUGUCACACGUCAGCAGGCCAACAGUAUUCCUCUAUCCACCGAGGGACAGGUUAAUUAUCUAAUUAAUGAGGCUACUAAAGUGGAUAAUCUGGCUGUCAUGUACAUUGGUUGGGGGUCAUUCCUCUAGGAUGUGUGCCUCUAAAUGUUGUUAUUAAUUUUGUUUAUUAUAUAUCAACUUUUUAUUAUUUUUACUCAAUACGUUUCAUCACAACCAUUUUAGUUAUCUUUAUUUGUUUACGAUUUGUAAAUUUGUUAAAGCUUUGUCAUAUAUUUCAACAAAUGAGCUGAUUAAAAUGUAAAGUUCAAAUUGUGAGUUGUGUAAAUAAG
Drosophila willistoni is the source of this 7824-nucleotide messenger RNA. RefSeq names its product serine/threonine-protein kinase ATR (gene mei-41). The record is from RefSeq and is a predicted model, not a curated record. Gene Ontology annotation, biological process: DNA damage checkpoint signaling; protein phosphorylation; telomere maintenance. Gene Ontology annotation, cellular component: nucleus. The coding region runs from base 26 to 7624 and encodes 2532 amino acids. Lineage: Eukaryota; Metazoa; Arthropoda; Insecta; Diptera; Drosophilidae. The transcript is spliced from 5 exons. Gene Ontology annotation, molecular function: protein serine/threonine kinase activity; protein binding.